AUGGAAAAUAAAAAACGUUUGGAGUCUGAUGAGGAAGAAAGUUGUUCCAGAUCCUGCGUUGUAAACAAAGGACCUUGGACCAGAGAGGAGGAUCAGAUACUCAGAGAGCUGGUCCAGAAGUAUACUCCCCGAAAUUGGUCUUUUUUGGCUAAAAUGAUGGGUAGCCGCCAAGGUAAACAGUGCAGGGAACGUUGGCAUAACCAUCUAAAUCCAGAGAUUAAAAAGACUCCAUUUACGAAGGAGGAGGACAAAAUGAUUGUCCAACUUCACAUGAAGUAUGGAAAUAGAUGGUCUGAGAUAGCUAAGCAUCUGCCUGGAAGGACCGACAAUGCGAUUAAGAAUUAUUGGAAUAGUUCUAUAUUGAGAAGACAGCAGAGCGGAAGAGAAAGGAGCCGUAGUGUUCCCAACUUUGAGAUUGAUACUGCAUCCAAUGGAUAUACUUCAGGAUAUCAACGGGAAUACUGUGGAUAUGGAUCUUUGCAUGGCCAGGCCCGUGAUGAGGAAGUUAGCAUGAGAAGAAUAAAGGUCAACCGAAGUAACAGCGUCUGUGAAAGUGUGUAUAGACAGGAGGAGGACCAGUAUAGUUCAGUUGAGCUGGAUGAGGACGAUCGAAAGGCCUACGAAGCCCUGGCUCGCUUCUGUUAA
Molecule: messenger RNA, 645 nt
Organism: Vittaforma corneae ATCC 50505
Lineage: Eukaryota; Fungi; Microsporidia; Nosematidae
Exons: 1
Coding region: 1-645 (214 amino acids)
Source: RefSeq, a predicted model, not a curated record